AUGAGCAUCUCAGUUAGUUUGUCACAACAAGAAUCAAAUCGCCCACAAGAGGGCUCGAGACAGGAGUUAUUGAACUCGAAGGUAAAAGAAAAGAUUAUAUCACAAGACCUUAUUAAGAUCACAUCAUCUCAACUUGCUUCGCUUGCUACAAUCAUCAACGAAAGUAACUUUGACAGUACAUUUGAUCAAAUUCAUAAGAUUUGCAACUCAUCUGUUCCAGAAGUUUAUUAUCGUUAUAUCACCAGAUUAUUACUGACAAGUUCUACUUUGGUUGAAACUAAUACCAUUACAAACCAAUUCGUGGAAAAACUCAUUGCCAAAGAAUUGAAAUAUUUAGUUGAAAAUCCACAGUACAUUGAUAGAUUUUCAAAUAUUGUUUCAAGAACUGACUCUGUCUUACUCAAACAAUUCACUUUAAAAGAACUCUUUGAUCAUUUCAAGCUAGACGAAUUUGAACAAGUUUCACUCUCACUAAGUUUAGAGAACUCUCAGGAUCUAAAAGCUCAAGUUAAAUCCAUUUUAGAAGAAAAUUUAUCAAGUUCAAUUAAUCUAUUAAAGACAAAGAAUACAAAUCAAACUUUAGUUUUUUUCACAAGUUUUUUUGGCUCUCAAUUACCUAGCGUAUAUCAAAAACUUUUAACAUUCUCAAGUUUAUUAGAAUUUCUUGCACAGGCGUCAAGUGAAUAUCCAGGUUUAGAGUUGGCAAUUUCCAAGUUCUUCAAGUCACUAUCCGAAAUGAAAUUUCAAGAAAUUUUAGCUACAUUGAUGCCAGAGCAUAUUGUCCCUGAAAGAUUAUUAAAUGAUCUAUUGUCAAUUCAAUCACAAGAAGACUUAGAUGACGCACUUGCAUUAUUAUUGUCAGAAAUUUUGUAUCCAGGAUCACAAAACUUGGCAAAUACACCAGGUCUGACUGCUCUUACUCCUCAAAAUGUUCCUGAAGCUUCUGCAAAGGGGUCUCAGUUUGGAUCCAUCAUUAGAAAAUUGCCAAAACAACCAACUUGGAACGUUAUCUUUAGCAAGAUGUUGUCGAGGUUAGUCAAUCCUGUCAUUACUCAGGAGUCAUUGAGUGAACUUUUAUCGGCCUUCGAUGAUAGCACCAUUGAUGCUUUUUUGGAAUAUCAAUGGCCAAAUGAUUUCAAAAUUAAUUUGUACAUUUCACUAAGACAAUUGAACCCAUCUUUAGGAGCAUUUGAUUUAUUAAGAACAAACUAUUUGAAGCCAAUUGUCAGUGAUUUAUCUUAUCCAAAUUUGAAAAAUUCUGUUCUUUACUAUUACAAUGUUACCAAGUUAGAACUUGAUUGUAUUUCAAAUUCAGGUGCUAUUGAAAAUAUUGAGCACAAAAGAUUUUUGCAUCAAAUAUUUGAGGAAGAUAUUAGAACCGCCCCAGAAUUGAUUGCACUUGGUUGUUUACAAUAUUCACCACCAUCACCUACUAUUGAUGAUUUGCUAGAAAACUUGGUUGUGCAUUUAUUAGAUGGUAGUUCCUCAUAUUAUCCAUUGAUUUUGAAAACUCUUGAUCAAAAGGAUCAAUUGCUGAAAAUAGUUGGUAAAUUGAUUACCAAUAAGGUCUCCAUAAAUGAUCAAAUCAUGGCAUACUUGGUUUCCAGUGACCUUAUCAGCGGUUACUUGGAAUCGGUUGAUCUUGCAAAUGGUUUAGAUCUUGCUGUUUUGUCUGUUAAGGCUGGCUGGGAAGGAUUCUCCAGUUAUUUGUUCAAGAAGAAAAGAGACACAUCUUUCAAUGAUGUUUUAUUAAGUUAUUUACGUGUCCAGUCCUCGAUUGAUGAAUCCAAAACCAAUAAUCAAAAAACAACGAGCUUGAAAGCCAUUUUUACAUUGCUGGAAACUGUUGCUAAACAGGAUUUAAGUGAAACACAAUUUCAAGAAUUUCAAUCAAUACAAUCUCAAACUUUACAAGCAUUCCCGCGUUUAAUUAAUUUUGGAUUCGGACAUGAUGAUGUUAUUUUGGCUAAUGGUGAUGUUAAUACCUUCCCAUUUGAUGUUGAACAACAAAUGAAAGUAUUUUAUCAAAGAAUGUACAACCAUGAGAUUGAUAUCAAAGAUGUGAUCACAAUGUUGUCGGAACUUAGAGAAAGUAAUGUUCCUAGAGAUCAAGAUGUGUUUGCUUGUAUGAUUCAUUCAUUAUUGGAUGAAUAUAGAUUUUUCCCUGAGUACCCAUUAAAUGCUUUAGCUAUCACGUCUGUCUUGUUUGGUUCAAUGAUUUAUUUCCAGUUGAUAAGAGGAACAGCUUUAACAAUUGCCUUGAGAUAUAUUUUAGAUUCUUGCAAUCAAUCACCAGACUCUAAUAUGUUCAAAUUUGCUGUUCAAGCUCUUUAUGCAUUCAGGCAAAGAUUACAAGAAUUUCCAAAUUAUUGUUCAGCUUUAUCCGAGGUUGAUAGUUUAAAAUCACAACCCCAAAUUUAUCAAAUUAUCAUAAAUGCUGUUAAUAAUAAAUCGUCUGGUGGUGAUGUGCCAUUGAAUCAAACACAGAAGCAUCAACAAAUAUUUGCAUCAAACACCACGGCGGCAGCUGGUGGAUCUGAAGCAAAACCACAAAUUUUCAAGUCUAUUACCGCACAGGUUCUGUUUCCUAACAACAUUACUCAAGAACAACCAAGACAAGAAGUUUCACAGCGUAUUUUGUUUUUGGUUAACAACAUGUCAGAUGAGAACCUGUUGUCUAAAGCUAAAGAAAUACAAGCACUUUUAAGUCCUUCAAUUUUCCAUUGGUUUGCUACAUAUCUUGUUGGACAGAGAGCUAAAACAGAACCAAACAACCAUGUCCUGUAUGGCUCACUUGUUGAUGUUAUAUCAAACGAUUUGUUUGUUGAGUAUGUUACUAGUGUGACGUUGGAAGAAGUGAGCGAUUUGUUGAAUGAUUCUGAAGAGACACCAAGUGAACGGUCAUAUUUAAAAAAUUUGGGUAGCUGGUUAGGUAGAAUUACUUUGGGAAGAAAUAGACCAUUGAAGCAUAGAAAUUUGUCUUUAAAAGAUCUUUUACUAGAGGCUAGUGAAGCAUCAAAAUUAGCUCUUGUGAUCCCAUUUGUCUGUAAAAUUUUAGAUCAAACAAAAGGUUCUGAGGUUUUUGAACACCCUAAUCCAUGGACAAUUGGAGUGUUGAGGGUUUUGGCUGAACUUUAUGAGUAUGCUAGUUUGAAAUUAAAUUUGAGGUUCGAAAUUGAAGUUUUGUGCAAUAGUUUAAAGAUUGAUUUGAAAGAUCUAGAGCCAACACUAUUUAUAAGAACUCAUGGUUUACCAGAUCCAAAGGCUACUUUGAGUGAUGGUGUUGUUAAUAUGAAUUUGAAUGAUACCACUGCCCCUGGCUUGCCACAAUUUACACAACCAACAAAUUUACCAGAUGCUCAACAACAGGUUCCUACUCGUGAUCCUGCUUCUUUGAUGAAUCAACCACAAGUUCAACAACAACAACAACAACAACAGAUAAUUCCCCCACAACUUGGUCCACAGGUUGCACAACCACAGCAACAAAUCAAUGAAGCUUUGUUCCAGCACUUGUUGGGUUCCACAUCUUUUGUCACACAUCCAAACUUGAAACGUUUGUUUAUCAUGGCUUUAACAAAAUCAAUUCGUGAAAUCCUACCACCAGCUGUCGAAAGGGCUGUUAGCAUUGCUGUUACUACUGCUAGAUCUUUGAUUUUGAAAGAUUUCGCCACUGAAGUUGAUGAACUAAAACUUCGUUCUGCCGCUUACACUUUAGUUCGCCGUUUGGCAGAAGGUUUAGCUUUGGCAACCUGUCGUGAUCCUUUGAAGGAGAAUAUCCAGACAACAGUUCAAUCAUUUGCUCCUCAAUUAUUAAAUGUCGAAAACUCCCCUUUUGAAGAGCUUCCUCAAGCUAUCAAUGAUAAUAUUGAUCUUGCCUGCAGUUUUGUUGAAAAUGCUGCUAUGGAUAAGGCUGUGAAGGAAAUUGAUGAGGUUUUGGUCGCAUCUAUUGCUGCUCGUCGCCAACAUCAAGAGAGAAGGACUGAUCAGCCAUUUUACUCUCAAUAUCUAUCAAGAUACUCAGUUCAAUUGCCUGAACCAUUGGGGUUGAAACCAACUGGUGUCACACCUCGUCAAUAUCAAGUUUAUGAUGCUUUUGGAAAACAUGAAUUAACUUCACCAAAUGCAGUUACAACACAAGUUAUCCAACCACAACUAGAAGCACAGGCAUUGGCUCCAACUUCAAGUGUCAAUAAUGUUAAUCAACAGCAGCAAUCACAACAGCCAAUUACAAUUGAACAAACAUUCGCAUAUUUACAAUCACUAGUUGAUAGUCUCUUAAAAGCUAUUGCAGAUGUCGAAGGUACAAAACUGGAUGACAUACCUUCUGAUUCACCAAUCAGAUUAAUAAUCACACAAAUCUUUAGUCUCACUGCAAGAAAUUUAGCUGGAGAAUCUUUAAUGUUGAAAAUCGCACAAUUUAUUGUUAACGCUCUUUUCACUACAUCCGAAUCAGAUUUGUCAGUUGAGGUAUUUGUGUUUUUGUUAGAAAAGAUCUGUACAAUUUCAGUUUCAACAAGAAAAGAUGUUUGCUGGUGGUUAAUUCAUGCUUCUGAUGAAAGAAAAUUCAAUAGUAAGGUGAUGUUCACUUUAUUGAAAGCUGGUUUAAUCAGUGCAUCUGAUUUAGAUAGACCAUUAUCCAAAUCAAUCACCAAGGAAAAUAAAAAUUCUAUUGAUUUUGCCAUUAAAUUGAUUAAAGAGAGUGUUUCUUCUGAAAACUCUGUUGCAUUCAGAUCUGAUUUUGCAUUAACCGUUGAUGUUUUAAGAGAUAUUAAAGAUAAUGAGAAUAUUGUGGAAUUUUUGAACUUUUUAGAGAAAGAACCAACUUCUCUAGUUAAUAAUGAAGUUUCAGAAUCUGAUAGAAUGGGUUAUGUUUUCACGGAAUGGGUUCGUUUGUUGCAACAUGAGCCUAAAAAUGAGAAGCUUCAUAUUGUUUUUAUUCAUCAAAUGGUGAAGAGUGGUAUACUAAAUAAACCUGAAAGUAUGACAUUGUUUUUCAGAAAUGCCGUUGAGAUUUCUGUUGCAUUUUUCAAAGAAAGUGACCCAGUUAGUGAUGUUUUUCUUUCAACUGAUGCCUUGUCCAAACUUAUUGUUAAACUUUUAAUUUUGCAACAAGAGAGUGAAAUUUCCCGUUCAAACUAUUUCAAGUUAAUUUUAUCAAUCAUAUCAUUAGUUUUCGCAAAUGAUCAUGAGAAUUCACAAUCGGAAUUUAAUGAAAGACCUUAUUUCAGAAUUUUUUCAACAUUAUUAUCAGAAUGGUCAAUUGUUGCUACUGAUUCACAUGAUCUUGAUGAUUUCAAUACAUCAUUUUAUUUAAUUUUGGCUGAUUUUUUCAAUGCUUAUCAACCUCUUGCAUUCCCAGGUUUUGCAUUUGCAUGGGUCACAUUGAUAUCUCAUAGAAUGUUCUUGCCAAAUAUCAUUGAAUCAAAUCAUCCAAAGGCUCAAGGUAAAUUUGUAUUAUUAUUGUUGGACUUGCUAAGAUUUGAAACAAAAUAUAUCAAAUCAAAAGAUAUGCCAGAAGUCAUCUCGGUCAUUUACAAAGGUACAUUACGUAUCUUUUUACUGCUUCUUCAUGAUUAUCCAGAGAUUCUUGUUCAGCAUCAUUAUCAAUUGUGCUGUGAAAUUCCUCAAUCGUUUGUUCAGUUAAGAAAUAUUGUUUUGUCAGCUUUCCCAAAAAGCAUAUCAAUGCCUGAUCCAUUUACACAAGGCUUGAAGGUUGAUCGUCUGCCGGAAAUUACUGAAGCUCCUGUCAUAUCUUACAAUCCUUCUAAUGAUUUGAGAUCAUUGAAGAAACCAGUAGAUGGUUAUUUAAGAAUUCCAUCUAAUAUGCUUUUGAAAACAAUAAUUAAUGGUAUCAAGCAAACACCUGUUGAAGAAGCAGGUAUUGGUUAUUCAAAAUCUAACUUCAAUGUUAAAGCUAUCAAUGCGAUAGUUUUGUAUGUUGGAAUACAAGCUGUUAACGAUCGUCAACCAAAUGGACAAACAUUCAACCCAAAAUCUUCACAUUUUGCAUUAUUGUCGGGAUUAAUGCAAGAAGGCACUGUUGAAUUCCAGUAUCACUUGAUUGAAGCUAUUUGUAACCAAUUGAGAUAUCCAAAUUCCCAUACUCAAUGGUUUAGUUAUAUCAUUUUACAUUUCUUUGGUGCUCAAUCAUUAUGGAACGGUAAGAAAUCACAGGUUCAACAAAUCAUCACCAGAGUUUUAUUGGAAAGAGUUAUAUGUAACAGACCUCAUCCUUGGGGUUUAUUAAUUACAUUUACAGAGUUGUUGAAAAACACAGAAUUGGCAUUUUUUGACUUGGAUUUUACAAAAUCUGCCCCUGAGCUUGAAAAUAUUUUCGGAUCAUUAUUACGUCACAUUGGUUCCAAUUCCAAGAAGCCACCAAAUACCGCUUUUAGACAACAAAGACUAAAAUCAUGGCAACCCAUACUUUCACCAAGAUCAGUUCUACCUUUAUUAUUCCUAAUAGCCAUCAUUUUCACUCCUUUAGGAAUUGCGUUGAUAUAUACUACAUUUAAUGUUCAACAAUUAGUUGUGGAGUACAGUAAAUGCAGUGAAUUAGCUAAUACAUCAGAUUUUGGUCAAGUCCCAUCUCAAUACGUUUCAAAGCAUUUCCAAUCUUAUGAUUCAAAAGAUUAUAAUCCACCGCAAUGGAAAUUGACUCAGAAUGAUGAUGAUUUAACUUGUCAAAUUAAAUUCUCAAUCCCACAUGAAAUAAAAGCACCAGUGUUUUUAUAUUAUAAAUUAACCAAAUUUUAUCAAAACCAUAGAGAAUAUGUUGAAUCUUAUGAUUUAAAACAACUAAAGGGUGAAGCAGUUAGUGCAGAUGAUCUAGAUAGUGAUUGUAAACCUUUAAAAACAAACUCUGAAGGUAAACCAUAUUAUCCAUGUGGGUUAAUUGCAAAUUCAUUUUUUAAUGAUACAUUUCAAUCACCAUAUAAGUCAGAUGAUGAAAGUUCAGUUUAUGAUAUGACUGAUAAAAAAAUUUCUUGGAGUGCAGACAGAUCAAAGUAUAAGAAAACAAAAUAUGACCCAUCAGAUAUUGUACCACCACCAAAUUGGGCUAAAAGAUAUCCAGACGGUUAUACUAGUGAGAACUUACCAGAUUUAUCACAAUGGGAAGCAUUACAAGUCUGGAUGAGAACUGCAGGAUUACCAAGCUUUAUGAAGUUGGCUUUAAGAAAUGAUUCACAAACUUUGGAAAAGGGUGAUUACGUUAUAAAUAUUGGAUUAAAUUUCCCAGUGUCCAUGUUUGGAGGUACCAAAUCUAUGGUUUUAACAUCUAGCAGCGUUGUCGGUGGUAGAAAUUUAAGUCUUGGUAUUGCGUAUCUCGUUGUUGCAGCUUUAUCUGUGUUUUUUGGAAUAAUAUUUUUGAUUAAGUAUAUUAUUCAACCAAGAAAAUUGGGAGAUCAUUCAUAUUUGACGUUUGACCAACAAGACAAGAAUGAACAACGUACAACUACUGGGUCUAGAUCAAACUUGGAACCCCAGGACUCCAGAGAUGAACCAAGAAAUGUUCGUGAGAUUCUUUGA
Molecule: messenger RNA, 7530 nt
Organism: Hansenula anomala
Lineage: Eukaryota; Fungi; Ascomycota; Saccharomycetes; Phaffomycetales; Wickerhamomycetaceae
Gene: CDC39
Product: CCR4-NOT core subunit CDC39
Exons: 4
Coding region: 1-7530 (2509 amino acids)
Biological process (GO): nuclear-transcribed mRNA catabolic process, deadenylation-dependent decay
Cellular component (GO): membrane; P-body; CCR4-NOT core complex
Molecular function (GO): molecular adaptor activity
Source: RefSeq, a predicted model, not a curated record